UGCUGGUGCCGUAUUUGGGCGGAGUGAUUGACUUGAAUCGACCGUAUACAUCGACUAGCCUAGCCUAUAGCCCACGCAAUCGAAAAGGAUGGGAGUUUGACCACCUCUCACAUUUUGUGCCCUCUAAAAAAUGGGAUUUCAAGGAAUUGUGGGUUAGCCUAUACAUUUAACAGAAUGGAAGCGUACAUAUGAUUUUCGCACAUUAUGGACACUUUGGCCGCUAUAAAGCAGUAAAAGGUUUAUGUACUUCUUUACAUAAGUUAUAUCUUCGGCGCUUCAACAACCAAGCUCACUGACCACGAUGCGCAAUUCUCCGCGCUUGGUGUCGGGGCGUUGGAAUGCCAAGACAUCUUGAACCGGGGGGCAAAGACCUUCGGUUAGGGAUCAUCCCGUAUGGAGAGACCUCUCACUUAGCAGCCUUCAAUCUAAGCUCCCCGUGUCAAGACGUUGCCGCGGCACAGAAGUCCCCGUUUAUUCCCCAAGACUCCGGAUACGCAGCUGCGCUCGGAAACAACUACGGCGGUCACUUUGGUUCACAUGAAUAUAGAGCUAUUGACUCCAUGGAUUUUUCGAUCAGGUAUCGCACUUCAGACAUUGUCCAUAUAGCAACAAGGGAUGCUGAGCACGGAUUUUUCAGCCGCACCUCAACAGAAAGUUUGCGAAUGCCCCUGAUGAUAUCUGAAAACCCGAUGCACCCUCUAUUUUCAUCUAUAUACGACCAGAGCGCAUCCCCAAAUGGAUACACAGCGAACCGCAGGGCGCAUGUGGGUUCACGGGGAGACAUAUACGUUGGAGCAGAUCCGCAUCAACCUGUCUCCAGCCCUCACCCACACGUCAGUGCUACCCAGCUCCACUUAGAUCACAAUGUGGAGAUGGGUAUGAGAGUAGCAACACAGAAUGGUAACGGUGCUUUCUUUCUAUACAUGCGACAGCCCUCUAAGCAGGACGUCACCUGUAAAUGGAUAGAUGAGAAUCAGACAAAUCAACCCCAAAAAACGUGCGGCAAGAUGUUCUGCUCCUUGUUUGAACUGGUUACGCACGUCUCCAUGGAUCACGUCGGCGGUCCAGACCAGGGUCAUCAUACUUGCUUUUGGGAGGAUUGUCCGAGAGAAGGCCAAUCUUUUAAAGCAAAGUAUAAAUUAGUCAACCACAUUCGUGUACACACUGGAGAAAAGCCAUUCAACUGUCCGUUUCAUGGCUGUGGGAAAAUAUUUGCCAGGUCGGAAAAUUUGAAAAUACAUAAAAGGAUUCAUACAGGUGAGAAGCCCUUCAAAUGCCAUUUCGAAGGCUGUGACAGGCGGUUCGCAAAUAGCAGCGACAGAAAAAAACACAUGCACGUACAUACCUCAGACAAGCCAUAUAUCUGCAAGGUGUGUGACAAGGCCUACACUCAUCCCAGCUCUCUGAGGAAACACUCGAAGGUUCACGAAUCUCAAAGCUCAGGGACCUCCCCAACGGGAACAUCUGGAUACGAGUCAUCCACGCCACCUGCUGCGUGUAGAGCUAUGUCCUCAGCCAUCGAAGACUCGGCAAAACCAUCCAUGCUGGUCAAGCAUCAUACGUCAAUAUUUAAAGAGGAUCUCUCAUCCAAUGUGGUUGAAUGGUACGUUUGAAACGGUUAGAGUUAACAGUCCAAGUGAGAACACUAAACGUUUAUAUAGUUAUCCACUGGGCACACUGGUUGAAUUAACGUUUUUUAUUCGUCAUUUAAUUGAAAUUGUGGACGGUAGGCAGGAACUCAGGCCCAUAGCAUAGGUUUGCUCAGUUUUCAACAAAAGUUCAGAAAACACAGCGUAGUCCUAUGCAUUGCCUUAGUGUUGAGCUGUAAAUGCACCUUCAUAAAAUGCAGAGAAAAUGCAAUCAAAUGGCAAUCAUUCUGGAGUGAUGUUUCUUCUAUAGCCUCCCAAAUGUUAGGGAAAGUCUGAUCCUUGGAAAAUACUGCACAUUUACUACGGAUUUACAGAUGAAAAUGUGUCCCACUGCACCAAAGCCUUUACAUUCAUAGAUAGGCCUCCAUAUAAGCCUACUGAUAAAUGGACAAAGACAUCCCCCCCUUUUUAUUUUACCAGGUAGGCCAGUUGAUAACAAGUUCUCAUUUACAACUGCGACCUGGCCAAGAUGAAGGAAAGCAGUACGACAAAAACAACAACACAGAGUUACACAUAAACAAACGUACAGUCAAUAACACAACAGAGAGAAAAAAAAUAGAAACAUCUAUGUACAGUGUGUGCAAAUGUAGAAGAGUAGGUUAAUUAAUACAUGAAAGAAAGAAAGACAUACGAAAUGGAUCAUCAAAAGCAACAUAUAGAAACCGUAAAGUGCAUAAAAAGAAAGGAAGUAACUUUAGAGAGAAAGAAAGGAAACAGAUAAAGGAGGAAAUGAAGUAUUAGAGUAGAACAGUAUUUUCAUGUGUUGCUAGAUUUUAGCUCUGUUUUCAGAAUCAGUUUUAAGACAGAAAAAGAUGGGUUUACUGUCAUCCACAUGGAAUGUUGCCUUUUGCAAAGAACAAUAUAAAAAUGUAUUCCUUAAUUUCUCUAUCUUAAAAUAUACUGUUUACAAUAUAAUUCAUACAAUUGUAUUUUUGUUGCAGUUUAUUGUAAUGUUGUUGUAUAAAUUUACAGAUAUAAACGGUUAUAUAUAAAUCAAUAUGAUUUAGGCAUGCAACUUUAGUCAACACUUCAAUGAAAAACAUGUUUAUGGACAUUUUGUACAUUUUGUUUAUGAGUGAUGUUGAAUCUAAUAACUAGAUACACUUGUAUAGAUUUUGGGGCUUUUAGUUUUUAGAUGUUGGAUGUUGGAGUGGUAGCCUACCUUUUGCUAAAUGAUUUACAAGAUCCAGCAUUUGUGGACAAAGUAAAGUUGACAAUCCAUUACGGCCCAGAAGACACAAAAUAUUCUUAAAGUGUUCAGUGGAACAUCAAGGAAAACAUUUUAAACAGGCAAUUUAAAUACAUCUGGUAUAUGUUGUUCAGUUAGCCAAACUAGCAUCAGAUUCAGAUACUUUUUUUAAUGAAAGCUAAAUGUAAAAAAACAUAGAUCAAGGCAAAGUGAAAUAAAUAACAGAAAGCAUACAAUAAGUUACAGAAAUCUGACCUAUAUUCAAAAUGUGGCAUUUAAUUCACAGUUUGUUGAUUUGUUAAAAUUGAUACUAUCUAUGUACUGCAGUGUAUCCCAAAUGACCAAUAAAUUGGUAAGACUUUGA
Messenger RNA from Salmo salar (Atlantic salmon), 3202 nucleotides. RefSeq names its product zinc finger protein ZIC 3-like. Gene Ontology annotation, biological process: regulation of transcription by RNA polymerase II. Gene Ontology annotation, molecular function: DNA-binding transcription factor activity, RNA polymerase II-specific; RNA polymerase II cis-regulatory region sequence-specific DNA binding. Gene Ontology annotation, cellular component: nucleus. The record is from RefSeq and is a predicted model, not a curated record. NCBI's taxonomy places the organism in Eukaryota, Metazoa, Chordata, Actinopteri, Salmoniformes, Salmonidae.